AUGCCUCCUCCGGACAACUUUGCCAACUAUCCCGAUGUCGUCCAGGGGCCGGACACGGGAUAUGACCAGCGGGUAGACCACAACCCGGUGCUCCGGGGCUUGCCCCUCACCGUGGGCGCUGAAAUUAUAAGCCGGAGCGGCAUCGUUUCAAGAUACUUCCUCGCCAACUCGGGCAUCACCAAGAUCAAGGACAUGCCUGAGCUGGACAAUGUCAUGCCUACUUUCCAUCCCACGGUCACGCCCCUCGGCCCAACAGGCCCCAUGCUCGAAUUCGAGCCAGAGCUCCUCACCUCCAAGCACACCUCCUCCUCCUCCUCAAAGUUCCGCUACUACUCCGCAGCUGACUACCACGCCGUGUACAAGAGCGGCGCCCUCACCCCGCUCCAGGUCGUCGAGACCCUGCUGGGCCUGACCACGGCCAAGGGCGGCAAGUACAGCGACGCCUGGGCGGACGCCCACGGCGCCGAGAAGCUCGCCGUCGAGGCGGCCCGGGCGUCGACGGAGCGAUGGGCCGCGGGGAGGCCGCUCGGCGUGCUGGACGGCGUGCCGGUGGGCGUCAAGGACGACACGGACGUCAAGGGGUACGUCAACCACUUUGGCAUGAGGUACAACGGCUCGCUGCCGGCGUUUGCGGUGCAGGAGGAGUCGGCGUGGCCGGUGAAGAAGCUGCAGGAGGCUGGGGCCGUUGUGCUGGGGAAGAAUACGAUGCACGAACUGGGAUCAGACACCAGCGGCCUAAACGUCGUCCAAGGAACACCCACGAACCACCUCAACAACGCCUACUACCCCGGCGGCUCCUCCAACGGCGCCGGGUCCUCCAUCUCGGCCGGCAUCGUCCCCAUCUGCGUCGGCACCGACGCCGGCGGCAGCAUCCGCAUCCCCGCCAACUUCAACGGCGUCUACGGCCUCAAGCCCACCCACCACCGCACGCUGGCCAUGGAGGGCACCGUCUGCGUCACGGGGCCCCUCGCCGCCACCGCCGCCGACCUGACCAUCGCCUACCGCCUCAUGAGCCAGCCCGACGCCUCCUGUCCCACGCAGGCCCGCUUCGCCCUCUCCCUGCCGCCGGCCCCCUCCUCCUCCGCGCCCCGCGUCAUGGGCGUCUUCCGCGACUGGUUCAACAGGGCCGACCCCCCCGUGCGAGACCUCUGCGACAGGGCGCUCGACCACUUCGCCUCGCGGCGCGGCUACCAGAUCGUCGACGUCAGCAUCCCCUUCCUCCCGGAGACGCAGGUCGCCCACGCGGGCCUCUGCAUCGCCGAGAUGGCCGAAAAGGCCCGCCGCCGCACCCCGCACAACCCGGCGCACCACCUCUCGCUCGUCGGCCCGGCCAACAAGAUCCUCCUCUCCGUCGGCGCCCAGGUCUCCGCCGCCGACUACCUCAAGGCCAACGCCCUCCGUACCGUCCUCAUGCGCCACCUCGCCCACCUCUUCCAGAAGCACCCCGGGUUGCUCAUCAUGACGCCCACGACGCCCCUCAUCGGCUGGCCGCGGUCGCCCGGGGACAACGCCUGCGGCAUGACCGACGCCAACAUCACCCUGCGCAACAUGUCGUACAUCUUCCUCGCCAACAUGACGGGCGUCCCGUCCGUCACGGCGCCGGUCGGCUACGUCGAUCCCGAGCAAGGGGAGGGGAAGCUGCCGGUUAGUCUGCUCGCGACGGGAGAGUGGGGGAGCGAAGAGCAGCUGCUGGCGUGGGCGAGGGAGGCGGAGGACUACUUGCACGAGACGUAUCCCGAGGGACGGAGACGGCCUGAUUCGUGGGCGGACGUGUUUGCCUUGGCUCGAGGGGAACAGUGA
Molecule: messenger RNA, 1800 nt
Organism: Trichoderma citrinoviride
Lineage: Eukaryota; Fungi; Ascomycota; Sordariomycetes; Hypocreales; Hypocreaceae
Product: amidase
Exons: 5
Coding region: 1-1800 (599 amino acids)
Molecular function (GO): catalytic activity
Source: RefSeq, a predicted model, not a curated record